This is a messenger RNA of Camellia sinensis, 2435 nucleotides long. RefSeq names its product protein S-acyltransferase 21. Gene Ontology annotation, molecular function: protein-cysteine S-palmitoyltransferase activity. Gene Ontology annotation, cellular component: endoplasmic reticulum; Golgi apparatus. Lineage: Eukaryota; Viridiplantae; Streptophyta; Magnoliopsida; Ericales; Theaceae. The record is from RefSeq and is a predicted model, not a curated record. Gene Ontology annotation, biological process: peptidyl-L-cysteine S-palmitoylation; protein targeting to membrane.
AGUGAAAAUAAUCAGCAAACUAGUCUAACAGAGGACCCUUCUUCUUCUUCUUCUUCUUCUUCUUCCACGGCUCAUUUUGAUCCAUGAAUCGAUCUCCACAAACCCUAGAACUGAAAAUGCACUUAAUGGGUUCUCUUCAACUGGGUUUUCAACAUCUGGGUCGAGAUCAAACUUUCACGAAACCCAUCAGGAGCUUUGGUCUUCAGUGAUUGGAGUAGAGAAAACAAGAAAUUCGACUUCUUCUGAACCUGUAGCCUGUGAUUCUGAUUCAGAUUCAAAAUUUUCUUUUGGGUUUUUGAUUGAGACAAGUUCUUUGGGCUGUUCUUUGACUGUAGAUGUUCUUCAUUUUCAAGUUCAGACUCGAUUUUCAAUCAUGGUUAGGCGUCAUGGGUGGGAACUUCCCGCUCACACAUUGCAGGUUGUGGCCAUAACAGUGUUUCUCUUGCUAUCUGUUGCAUUUUAUGCAUUUUUUGCUCCCUUUCUUGGAAAGGAUAUUUAUGAAUACGUGGCCAUUGGUGUCUAUUCGUUCUUGGCAAUUGGUGUAUUUGUACUCUAUGUUAGAUGCACGGGUAUUGAUCCUGCUGAUCCUGGAAUUCUGAUUGAAGCUGACAAGACAUCAGCCUAUAGAUCACACAAUGACACAGAUUUACCUGGGAAUGCAUGUUCUGUUGAGGAAUCUGUCAAGGUAGGACAGAAUGAUGGAGGAAAACCUUAUAAGAAUGGUUCAAGUUGUUGUUCAAAAGUUGGGGGAAUCUUUUGCGGUUUUCUUGUUCAGGAAGAUUGCCGCAAAGAUGAACAUCUUCUGCAACAACAAUCUGCAGAAGAGGGUUUAUUCUGCACAUUGUGCCAUGCUGAGGUACGCAAAUUCAGCAAACAUUGCAGAAGCUGCGAUAAAUGUGUUGAUGGAUUUGAUCAUCAUUGUCGUUGGUUAAAUAAUUGUGUGGGGAGGAAAAAUUAUAUCACAUUUGUUUGCCUUAUGGGCAUGAGCCUUGUCUGGCUUGUUUUUGAAUGUGGGGUUGGCAUUGCCGUCUUUGUCCGAUGCUUUGUUGAUCGAAAGGCUACUGAAAAUCAGAUAACUGUGAGGCUUGGAGAUGGAUUCUCCCUCCCCCCCUUCGCUUCCGUUGUGGCCCUAUGUACAGCUGUUUCUUUUCUUGCUAUGGUGCCUCUCGGAGAACUGUUUUUUUUCCACAUGAUUCUGAUACGGAAGGGUAUCACGACAUACGAGUAUGUUGUUGCCAUGAGGGCACAGAGCGAACCUCCUGGACCAUCUGUAGAUGGAGGAGAUCAGCUUAGUUUGCCUUCUUCACCAACAAGUUCGGCUGUGACUGCAAUUAGUGGAAGAAGCUCUGUCGGGUUGGGCCUGCAAUAUAAAGGUGCUUGGUGUACGCCUCCAAGAAUCUUUAUGGACCACCAGGAUGAAAUUAUCCAUCAUUUGGAGCCAGGACAUCUACGAUCUACGGUGGAUCCAGAUGCAGCACAGCCAUCCGACAAGGGGAAAGUACCCCAGCGUCCAGUCAAAAUUAGUGCAUGGAAGCUCGCAAAAUUGGAUUCCAACGAAGCAAUUAAAGCAGGUGCAAAGGCCAGAGCUUCAUCAUCCGUGCUACGUCCAGUAAGUUCUCGACACCAUCCUUACGAUGGCGAUCACUUAUCAAGCAGCUAUGUCAGCAGCAAAAGCAGUCCUAUCAGUACCAAUCAAGGAUUUAAUGACGGAAAUGCUAGAGCAGGGACACCAAGAAUAUCUCGUGCUAGCCACGAAGAUCUUGAGAGUUGCGGUCACGACCGUAGUAACCUAAGUAGUCCUUACCUGACCAACACUCGCACACCGUCUCCCUUGGAUCAGCGGACUUCGAAUAGAGAUGACCUCAACCCCAUAUAUCAGUCAUCAGCUAAUCAAUCUCCUCAUUCAGCAAAACCAAGUGGUGGAUAUGAUAAUUUAUCAUGGAUACCGGUGAGGAAAAACAACUCAUGCUCUGCAGAGAACUCAAGGUCUUCGGUUUUUUGGGAUCAGGACGCUGGGCGGUUCGUCUCUGCAGCCACCAGAAGUGUCGGUUCUUCUCAUGCUUCGGGAACAGAGCUUUCAAACGCGGGCCAAUCUAUAUUCUUUGGUGGGCCUCUUGUGAAUGAACAAUUGAACAGAGGGCCAAGAAAUAGCAGCAGUUCAAUGCCUACUGCUCCGGAGAGAGGUCCCACGUCAAGUUAUUACCAGCAGCAGGGUCGAUCACAGAGGGGCGGCCAGCUUCCCGUGUUUGUUCCGAGCGAUUCACAGCAAAGCCAAUUUUCUUCUAGAUUGCAUUGAGACUUUAAUGAGACACCAAAUUGUUUUCCCAGAGAUAUAUUUACACAUAUAAAGAGUUCGAUCCACGAUUUUCGGAUUCUGUUUUAUUUUACUCAUCUUUUGUGGUUUUUAGAUAUCUAAUGAAUCUAAUCCAAUCCAA